GUACAGACAGUGGAGGCAGUGCAAGCUGCUCAUGUAUUGCUCAGCAUGACAGACAAUGAUUUUAAGCUCCUUGUGAAAAGGUUUUAUGAAUUACAAGCUGAACGUGUGGAGACGUAUCAUCUUUUUGAUGAGGGGCAUCAGGCAUACAUGAAAUCUGGCCCACACUAUGACUUUAUCCAAUAUCGGAUGCUGGUGCAUGAGAUCACACAGGCUUUCAAUGGCAUCAGCAAAGAGAUUAUCCAGAUGAAGGAUCGGUUUCGGGAGGUAUAUGAUAGGUCUGAUCUCUCAGAACAUCUAGACAAAAUUCAAGAGCUGGAGAAGGAAAAAUUAUCAUUGACAGCUAGACUGCAGUUAGCCAAACAGAAUGUCCAAGACCACCCCAGUCAGGAGUCCUACAAAGAGGAGGUGCAGCAACUAAAACAUAAGAUAAUUAAAACCGUGGAAGCAAUCAGUGAAGUACUGCAAGAUUUCAAGUACGAUUGUGAAGAAAUACAAUGACGUCACCCUCUUUGGAAGGCACAGAGAGAAAACGGGGCCCAGUCCGGACCAAUUCUUUGAAUCUGCAUUAUAACAGACCCAUUUCUGUUUCAUCUUCUGCCCUCUGGGGUGACAUUCUGGUUGUUUAUCUGUAGGUGCUUCUGCUUUCCAACCAUGGCAAGAAAUGUCUUUUAUUGCACGGCAUCUUCUAUCCAUUUGCACUUGGGUCUUAAUCUUCAGUUCUUUUCAAUAAAUGUUUUUAUAGGGUAUGUGUAAAAUGCCUUAUGAUCUGUUUCCAGUGAGACAAUCUUAUUUUUCUCUUUGUUGCCAAAAAAUAAGGUUGCUCCCACAGUAAAAUUUUGUUUUUGUACACUUCAAGGAAACCUGUAGUAAGAGAAAUGU
This is a messenger RNA of Nanorana parkeri, 879 nucleotides long. It is a transcript of the gene REX1BD, whose product is annotated as chromosome unknown C19orf60 homolog. The transcript is spliced from 5 exons. The coding region runs from base 46 to 498 and encodes 150 amino acids. NCBI's taxonomy places the organism in Eukaryota, Metazoa, Chordata, Amphibia, Anura, Dicroglossidae. The record is from RefSeq and is a predicted model, not a curated record.